UUUGGGAGGGCACGCAGAGAAUUGCAGGGCGCCCUUGCUGGUAGAACACUCACGUUAGUUUUGGCUUCUGUCGGUAGGGCUAUUAUAUGGCACAAAUCUCUUCUCUAGCUUGUAGUAACAAGAAGCAUGGCGGAACGUCCCACAAUGCACUGCUGUAAGCCAGAAGAUCUCAUGAAUAUGCAGCACUGUAACUUGCUGUGUCUGCCUGAGAAUUACCAGAUGAAGUAUUACUUUUAUCAUGGCCUUUCUUGGCCACAGUUGUCCUACAUUGCAGAAGAUGAAAAUGGGAAAAUUGUUGGCUACGUCCUGGCAAAAAUGGAAGAAGAUCCAGAUGAUGUUCCACACGGGCACAUUACUUCUCUGGCUGUGAAACGCUCUCACAGAAGGCUUGGCCUUGCACAGAAGCUAAUGGACCAGGCCUCACGUGCGAUGAUUGAAAACUUUAAUGCCAAAUAUGUAUCUUUGCAUGUUAGAAAAAGCAACCGAGCGGCACUGCAUCUUUAUUCGAACACUCUAAAUUUCCAAAUCAGUGAGGUUGAGCCUAAAUAUUAUGCUGAUGGGGAGGAUGCGUAUGCUAUGAAACGAGACCUUGCUCAAAUGGCUGAUGUGUUGAGAAAGCAGCUUGAAAUAAAAGAGAAGAGCCGCCCACUGAGCGCCAUAGAAAAUAAAUCUGAUAACCGAUCUGGACAUGUAGGAGACUGCUGUCGGGAUGAGAAAUGCAUGGGGAAUUCCGGCAAAAGGGACCUCACAGAAGACAGUGGAGAUAGUAAGGAUGUAAGUGAAGUCAGUGAGGCAACCGAGAGCACUGAUGUUAAGGACAGUUCAGAGGCUUCAGACUCUGCCUCAUAAAUGAGGCUUCAACAGAACCGACACAAACCCUUUCCUGUCAUCGGUCUACCCUGGCAAGUGGUGCCUGCCUGUCCCUGAAAGUGUCUGUUUUCUGAAUUACCUUGCUGAAGCUUAAAGGGAUACUGUCAUGGGAAAAUUUUUUUUUUAAAAACACAUCCAUUAAUAGUGCUGCUCCAGCAGAAUUCUGCACUGAAAUCCGUUUCUCAAAAGAGCAAACAGAUUUUUUUAUAUUUAAUGUUGAAAUCUGACAUGGGGCUAGACAGUCAGGUCAGUUUCCCAGCUGCUUCCAGUCA
Xenopus laevis (African clawed frog) is the source of this 1142-nucleotide messenger RNA. It is a transcript of the gene naa10.L, whose product is annotated as N(alpha)-acetyltransferase 10, NatA catalytic subunit L homeolog. Gene Ontology annotation, molecular function: protein-N-terminal-glutamate acetyltransferase activity; acyltransferase activity, transferring groups other than amino-acyl groups; transferase activity. NCBI's taxonomy places the organism in Eukaryota, Metazoa, Chordata, Amphibia, Anura, Pipidae. The coding region runs from base 127 to 849 and encodes 240 amino acids. The transcript is spliced from 8 exons. The record is from RefSeq and is a predicted model, not a curated record. Gene Ontology annotation, cellular component: NatA complex; nucleus; cytoplasm.